AUGAGGGUCCUCCUGGUGCUCGCAGCCCUCGUGGGAGCCGCGGGCGCCGAGCGGCGAUUCCGGGGGGACCAGGUCCUGCGGAUCACGGCCCGGGAUGAGGAGCAGCUGGCCCUGCUGAAGGUGCUGGGAGAGCAGGACGAGCUCCAGGUGGAUUUCUGGCGUCACCCCUCCCUCCCCCACCACCCCACCGACCUGAGGGUGCCCUUCCCCAGCCUGCAGGCAGUCAAAGGCUUCCUGGAGUCCCACAGCUUCUCCUACAGCGUCAUGAUUGAGGACGUGCAGGAGUUACUGGAUGAGGAGAGGGAAGCCAUGGUAAGGACCAGGAGGGUCAAGAGAAGCUCCAGGACGUUUGAUUUCGGCUCUUACCACACCCUGGACGAGAUCUACUCCUGGAUGGACACGCUGGUGGAGGAUCAUCCUGGGCUCGUCAGCAAGAUCCAGAUCGGCCAGAGCUACGAGGGCAGAGCCCUCUUCGUGCUCAAGUUCAGCACCGGGGGCUCUGCCCGGCCGGCCGCCUGGGUGGACACCGGCAUCCACGCCCGGGAGUGGGUCACCCAGGCCACCGGCGUCUGGACGGCCAACAAGAUCGCCGAGGCCUACGGGCAGGACCCCUCGCUCACGGCCAUCCUGGACACCAUGGACAUCUUCCUGGAGAUCGUGGCCAACCCCGACGGCUUCGCCUACACCCACAGCGCUAACCGCCUGUGGCGCAAGACCAGGUCCCUCAACGCCGGGUCCCCCUGCGUGGGCGUCGACCCCAACAGGAACUGGGCCGUGGGGUUUGGAGGUGCCGGCUCCAGCGGCGAUCCCUGCUCCGACACCUUCCACGGCCCCUUCCCGCACUCCGAGAGGGAGGUCAAGGCCAUCGUGGACUUCAUCCGUGGCCACGGGAACGUCAGGUCCGUCAUCUCCAUCCACAGCUACUCCCAGAUGCUGCUUUUCCCCUACGGAUACACCACGGUGCCCUCGCCCGACCACCAGGAGUUGAACGAGCUGGCCAAGAAGGCCGCGAGCGCCUUGGCCGCCGUGUACGGCACCAAAUACACCUUCGGCAGCAUCGCCAGCACCAUCUACCCGGCCGGAGGCACCACUGUGGACUGGGCCUACGAGCUGGGGGUGAAAUAUUCCUUCAGCCUGGAGCUGCGGGACACGGGGCAGCACGGCUUCCUCCUGCCCUCCAGCCAAAUCCUGCCCACGGCCACUGAGACCUGGCCUGCCCUGCUGGCCAUCCUGGGACACGGCCUGGAGCGGCCCCGCUGA
This is a messenger RNA of Empidonax traillii (willow flycatcher), 1260 nucleotides long. Its product is annotated as carboxypeptidase A1-like. Bases 1 to 1260 code for a protein of 419 amino acids. Gene Ontology annotation, biological process: proteolysis. The transcript has 11 exons. Gene Ontology annotation, molecular function: zinc ion binding; metallocarboxypeptidase activity. NCBI's taxonomy places the organism in Eukaryota, Metazoa, Chordata, Aves, Passeriformes, Tyrannidae. The record is from RefSeq and is a predicted model, not a curated record.